This is a messenger RNA of Magnolia sinica, 1273 nucleotides long. Its product is annotated as NADH-cytochrome b5 reductase-like protein. Lineage: Eukaryota; Viridiplantae; Streptophyta; Magnoliopsida; Magnoliales; Magnoliaceae. The transcript is spliced from 13 exons. Gene Ontology annotation, molecular function: cytochrome-b5 reductase activity, acting on NAD(P)H. The coding region runs from base 111 to 1097 and encodes 328 amino acids. The record is from RefSeq and is a predicted model, not a curated record.
CGAAAGAAACAAACCUCCUGGUUUAGUAGUUCGCGGGACACCCGGAAUCGUAAUUCGCGAAGUUAUAAACUGCAAAACCCCACUUCUUUGGCCCUUCUUCCUGAAUCGAAAUGGCUCUGUUUUUCAGAAGACUUGCAAGAGCAGCUGCUCCUCUUUCAUUCACCAAUGCAUUUCGAGAACAAUCCAAGUCGAAUUUCAACAGUCGUUUACAUCUGGGAGGAGCAAUCGCUGCCAUUUCUGGUGGAAUUACAUUCUACUACCACCUCUCUUCUCCCAAUAUGGUUCAUUUAGAUCAACAAAGUGAAGAAGUGGGCAGAAAAGUUGCCCUCAACCCCGAAAAGUGGAUCGAGUUUGAGCUACAAGACACUGCAAGGGUCAGCCACAACACAAAGUUAUUCAGGUUCUCCUUUGAUCCUUCUGCAAAGUUGGGCCUUGAUAUUGCUUCGUGUCUUCUUACAAGGGCCCCGUUAGGAAAUGAUGCUGAAGGAAAAACGAAAUAUGUCAUUCGCCCGUACACUCCUAUAUCAGAUCCUGAUUCUAAAGGAUAUUUUGAUUUAUUGAUUAAGGUUUAUCCAGAUGGAAAAAUGAGUCAAUAUCUGGCAAGUUUGAAACCAGGCGAUGUAGUAGAAGUAAAAGGGCCAAUUGAGAAGCUCAGAUAUAGCCCCAAUAUGAAAAAGAACAUUGGCAUGAUUGCUGGUGGCACAGGUAUCACACCAAUGCUGCAGAUUAUCGAAGCUAUUCUGAAGAACCCAGAUGAUGUCACUCAGGUAUCCUUGCUUUAUGCUAACAUAUCCCCAGAUGACAUUCUACUAAAAGAGAAGCUUGACAUGCUUGCAGCUAGCCAUCCAAAUCUGAAGAUAUUUUACACCGUCGACAAUCCCUCAAAGAAUUGGAGAGGGGGUAAGGGGUUCAUAUCAAAGGACAUGAUGUUGAAAGGCUUGCCACGUCCUAGUGAAGACACACUUAUACUCGUAUGUGGGCCCCCAGGAAUGAUGAAACACAUCUCAGGUGACAAGGCAAAAGAUCGGACCCAAGGCGAGCUAACAGGGCUACUCAAGCAACUCGAAUACACAGAGGAUAUGGUAUAUAAAUUUUGACGUCAACAACGACUGUUUGAGAUGCACGGUUGCUGAGGCUUCUUUUUUUUCCAGUUAUUUGUACGCUGUUUUAUGUUGCGAAACCGAAGAAUUACUGCAACGUGAUUUUCAUGUUUUCAGUGAACAGAAACUAAAGUUCCUCAAUCAAAUAAAACGGAAAUGUAUUCCAGUCAAAA